Vollenhovia emeryi is the source of this 3174-nucleotide messenger RNA. RefSeq names its product growth hormone secretagogue receptor type 1 (gene ETHR). Gene Ontology annotation, molecular function: G protein-coupled receptor activity. The transcript has 8 exons. Gene Ontology annotation, cellular component: plasma membrane. Gene Ontology annotation, biological process: G protein-coupled receptor signaling pathway. Bases 751 to 2046 code for a protein of 431 amino acids. NCBI's taxonomy places the organism in Eukaryota, Metazoa, Arthropoda, Insecta, Hymenoptera, Formicidae. The record is from RefSeq and is a predicted model, not a curated record.
GAAAUGCCCGAUUGAACCAUUGAAAUCCCACCGGACGUAACCCACGAUUCCUCGGGGCGCGAAUUCUCUUGGCAGUUACAGAAGACAAACAUUCGUCCGGGGCUUUCCGCAAAUUAACAUUCCCGCCGUCUGAGCGACUCGAUCGAAGCGUUAACUGGAGUACCGCUUUAAGUGAAGAAGCCAAUCAGUACGUGUCGCGGGGCGAGCAAUUUCUCGCGAUCUCGCCGGGGGUUCUCCGCGGCGCGCGGUACCGAGAUAAUUAACGGUGAAUGUACCGCGACGAGAGACUCGAUGAUGUCACUUAACGUUUCCGACCCGGCGAAAGCGCCGGUUAUCUUAAACCGGGCAAAAACGGUAAGCUGGAUUCGCGCCGCGGAAUGCCGCGGCGCCGUCGCGCACCUGCGACUCCUGAUGGAUUUUCUCGGGUCUCAUUUCGACACACGGCGAUCCGCCGUCGAAACUCCAGCGUCAACAGUUGUCGCGGCGCGGCGGAAGGUGCUGCCGACGUAAAACUGAAAUUUCCCCGCCGGAAAAACGUACGGGGUGGACGUGGCGGUGCAUCUACGUAGGGCCUGAAAAUACGAAUCUCUCCCUCGCCUGAAGUGAAGAUACGCGACAGCGCGAACGUAUCUCGAGUGCGCGGGGAUACGCGAUCGCGAGGGGAUUUACGAAACAGUGUGAAAAGUGAGGGAAACCCCCGGGGAAAGGAGCGACGGAAAACGGUGCGUUUUGGUCCCGCGCUUGAAAAAGAUGUUGACGACAAUGUCUACCGUCGCGUUCGAAUUGAAUUCAUCCUAUUACACAACGGCGAUCGGCAACAGCGCGCUCGAUGGAUUCUCAGUAAUCGAGUCGGAGAACGCCACUUCCGCGCUGUACAUGCUGCCUGCCUACAUCCGAACGACUUCGAUGGUAGCCUGUAUUAUCGUGAUGAUUCUGGGAAUAGCUGGCAAUCUGAUGGUGCCGCUAGUCGUGCUGCGGGGUAAGGACAUGAGGAACAGCACGAACAUCUUUCUGGUGAAUCUGAGCGUCGCCGACCUCUGCGUGCUUGUGAUCUGUACGCCGACCGUGUUAAUCGAAGUCAAUUCGGGACCGCAAGUCUGGCCGCUCGGCGAGCACAUGUGUAAGGCUGUGCCAUUCGUGGAGUUGACUGUGGCUCAUGCCUCGGUUCUCACAAUUUUAGCCAUCAGUUUCGAACGCUAUUACGCUAUCUGCGAGCCGUUAAGGGCGGGAUAUGUGUGCACAAAGGCAAGGGCAACCUUUCUUUGUUUCUUGGCGUGGGUGGCAGCGGCGCUGUGUACAAGUCCCAUACUGCUUAUGGUGACGUACGAGAUAGAGGAGAACGUCGACGGUACGUACAUACCUACGUGUACAACGCCGGCUUCGACGACGUGGAUGACGGGCUUCAUCCUGACGACGAUCCUCGUGUUCUUCGUGCUCCCUCUGCUGAUCCUGAUAGUUCUAUACACAGUGAUCGCCAAACACCUGAUGGCGAAUCCGGCGAUAAGUCGCGGGCCGGCGAACAAUCUGCUCAAGUAUCGCAAGCAGGUGGUCAUGAUGCUGGCGACGGUGGUGCUGUGCUUCUUCCUGUGCCUGCUGCCCUUCAAAGCCCUCACCCUCUGGAUCAUCAUCGUGCCGCCCAAGAUGGUCGUCUCGCUCGGCAUAGAGGGCUACUACAGCCUCCUGUACUUCUGCAGGGUGAUGCUGUACCUGAACUCGGCGAUCAAUCCGAUCCUCUACAAUUUGAUGUCGACGAAAUUCAGGGAGGGCUUCCUCAAGCUGUGCGGCCUGGGACCCGGCAAGAGGAAGAAGAAGAAGACGUCGGAGCGCACGGGCACCUACACGACCGGCUCGACAAACUGCAGCAGCAGCCACUCGGACUUCUGGCGAAGACACAGCAGCAACAGGAGCAGCAACGCGAAGGGAUCAGAAUUUCGCUAUUCCGAUGGAAUCAGCGAUAAAAUUCGACGACAGAAGCAAGAUAUUGUUAAAAGUCGGCACAAAAGCGAAAACGAAAUCGCAAAUUUUGUACAUAAGUCAGAAAAUUAAUUGAAUUUUAAGCGACACGUCUUGUUAUUGAACGUGGUAUGUACGGUAGGUAUUUUCUACGAUGCUGGCAUCUGAGAAGCGAAAUACUUUUUAACGUGGACGUAGGCAUUUAAAUGCGAUGUACAAUUUAUUUCUUUUCGAAGCUAUCGUAUGCUAACACAAGGUGGCAGAUUUUACGCGAAGCAUUUGAGAAAUUAAGAAGCUUCUGUGCAAUUGUUAUAGGAAUAGUCAUAUAAAAUGUUAUACGAAGUUUCGUCUUUUAAUAUCACCUGUUUUCCUGACAAAAUAAGACUGAGAUAAAUAUGACAUGAUAAAUAUUUUCAUUGUUCGUUUAACGAUAAUAUAAUUCAGUCAACAUAAUCUAACCGCUUGAAAGGAUUUCAUCGUCAUUAGUUUUAAUAAAACUGUUAUUCCGACAAUUUAAAUAUUUAUCGUUAUCUAUUACAGUACGUUUCAGGAAAUACACUUAUUUAUAGAUGAGACUAUUGCAUUAUUAUUAUAUAUUGCAUUAUUCAUUAUUAUCAUAUUAUUUCAAAUUGAUUAAUUUAGCACCACUGAAAGUUGGCUAAUAUUUUAUACGGUAACUUUGCCAGGAUAUUAUUUUGUGCUCAUAAAAAAAACAAGUACUUAUUGAUAAAAAUUGGUUAAUAUCUAAUAAAAAUACCGAAAUUUGGUGAAUGUGCACAUCCGUAGUAAAUAAAUUAUCAAAAUUAUGUUGAUAUAACAAAUAUUACAGGAAACAUUAAUAUCUGCGUAUGACACUUAAUCUAUUACGUCCGAUUUUGCUGUAGUGCGCAUAUUAGAACAGAGUUGACGUUCAGUUGGGCAACGAUUUCCAAUCAUGAUUGGUUAGAUUGAAACGUAUAAAUAUAAAUAAGAUAAUACAAAUAUAAAAUAUCUUAAUUAAACGUGUUUAAUUGGCGCUCACUUACUCUGCUGAACCAUCUCUACUCGAACAUAUAUUAUUACGUUAAAAACAAUGUACUUGUAAAAUCUUGUACUCGUAUACAAGCAACUCCGAAAUCCUUCAUUUUCUCUCGAUGAAUUCUUAUGUAUAAAAUCUUUGUAAAAUUUUAUGUCAAAGCAUCUCAAUGUAUAAAUUAUUUUUGUUUAAAUGCCAAAAGUUAG